ACCUGCCUCUUUUUUUCAUAUGUACCUUGCCGUCUUGAACCUUCGAAUACUCGCUUCUUGAUACUGUUUUACUUGACAACCCAUUAUUACCAUCUAUUUUUUUCCCCCCUUUGCUUCCUUUUGUCGUCACCUCAUGCCAAUGCAUCCCACGCGCUUUCCUUUGUCAUCCUUGAUACAACUGCCAUAUGGCCUCCAGUGAGCUGACUCGAAACUUCCAGCUCUCUCUAUAUCCUAAUCUCGAGCGACGAGUCUGUACACGACCCGCCUCACACACAUCCUAAUACCCCAUGAAUUGAUACCCUCCUCGGUUUGCUUCUUCAAGUCAACCAUCCAAGGGCUGUCCUCUCUGCAAUCAGGUAGCUCUAUCCGUGUCGAAGUACUAGACUACCUUACGUGGUCUCUUGCGAACCUGCAUCUUACCACCACUCUCCAGAGGCACCCUGACUGCUGGGAUGCCUUACACGCCCCCCUCUCAUAGUCGAUCCCCCGCCAACUCUGCCCCCUCGUCGCCCGAUAUGCCAUCAGCCAAAUCCCUGUUUCGCAGGGCACCCUCGCCCCCGCCAAAGACGGCCGCAGUGGACAUCUCCAGGCCCGAAGUCAUCUCGAGCAACAACAUGGUUCACAGCUUCAGCACCCCCGACCUCGCGGGCGGAAGGAGGCGAACACACGCGCGCUCUGCUACCGAACCCAAGGUCAUGAUCUCCAAGUCUUCGGAGACCUCACUCACCGGUCUGAAGAGGAGUCCGAUGAGGAUCUUCAUGAUGAAGCCUCCGAUGGUUCGAAAGAAGUCUGGAGAGCUCGUUCGCCCUGCUCUGCGUCCUUCAUCCCACCGAAGGCCGUCCAGUAUGCCCGGGACGCCGACCUUCUCAAAGGCGGUGCAUUUCGACUCGCACCUCGAGCACGUGCGCCACUUCCUCCAGGUCGACCGCCCGCUCGCCGUAAGCGCUGGGUCGUCACCUGCCGAUAACUACGACAGUGAUAAUGAGUAUCCGUUCCCAGGCGAUGAGCGAUCCGGCACUCGGUCCCCUCCUUACGAGUGGGAAAUCGUGACGGCUAACCAGCCGAUGGAUUCUCCUAUCCGCAAGUCGCUGCCUGUGCGCCUCGAGAAGGUCUGGCUCUCACCCGACCAGAAGUCGUUACUCGGUUCUGUCGCCGUUGAGAACAUGUCUUUCCAGAAGUCCGUCACUUGCAGAUUCACACUUGACUACUGGAAGACCACUUCCGAAGUCGCCGCUGAGUACUCGCAUGAGAUCCGCCCUAAGGAGUCGGACGCUGGCCAUGACCGUUUCACCUUCGCCAUCAAACUCUCGGAUUUGGCUCACCUCGAGUCCAAGACUCUCUAUUUCUGUGUCCGCUACAACGUCAUGGGACAAGAGUUCUGGGACAACAAUGGCGGUACCAACUUCCAAGUGGACUUCCGCAAGAAGCACUUGCCUCAAAACGGCAAACGCAUCAUUGGCGCCGCCAGUAGGCCUGUCGGUGGCCUGCCCCGUAGCAACCGUCGGGCUAGCCCGGCUGCUAGCUCAUCACGCCCUAAGUCUGUCAAUGUUGGCUUCGACGAUUUUGGCGGCGAGAAGGGCAAGUACAACUUCGACCAGCCCAUCCACGAAUAUCUUGGAGAAUCCGGCCCGCCUCUCCGCCUCAAGACCAAGUCGACCAGCAACCUGGCGAGUGAUAACAUUUCGAGGGGCUUGACCGCACCCAGCGGCCAGGCUUUCUCCAACCGCUAUGACUUUGGUGCCUCCCUCACGGCCGCUGUUCAGGCCGCAAAGGACUCGAUGAGCAAGGACACCAAGGCCGACGGUGGUCUGUACAUGAAGAGCCACAAGAAGAUCUCCAUGGCCCCUGAGCCUCCCAAACUGAAGAUGCCCGUCGUGCCUCGUGGUCCCUCGCCCAUGGUUUCUAACCCGAAACCUGUGGCAGUGGCUGGCAACGACUCGCCCAACACUUCCUUGCUUCCAACUCAUAUGAGGAACUUGUCAACAAAUACUGCUUUUGCCGGUCGGUGCUUCGCCGCCAACUCGCCGCUCAUCUCCCUGAUACCCUCAAGCGAGCGACCAUCCAGCCCAUCAACAGCACAGCGGCAAGCAGGCCAAGUCGCCACUCCUGCAUCAGCCUCGCCGGCUCCCAUGACUGGUGGUCUACCUCAGUUCGCUGUGAGACUCAUGCCGGUACAGCAAUUCGAGGGUGAUGGCGUUUGUCGACGAUGA
This is a messenger RNA of Verticillium alfalfae VaMs.102, 2210 nucleotides long. RefSeq names its product protein phosphatase regulator. Gene Ontology annotation, molecular function: protein phosphatase 1 binding; glycogen binding. The record is from RefSeq and is a predicted model, not a curated record. Gene Ontology annotation, biological process: regulation of glycogen biosynthetic process. Bases 453 to 2210 code for a protein of 585 amino acids. Gene Ontology annotation, cellular component: protein phosphatase type 1 complex. Lineage: Eukaryota; Fungi; Ascomycota; Sordariomycetes; Glomerellales; Plectosphaerellaceae. The transcript is spliced from 4 exons.